AUGGCUGUUAGUGGGCAGAGUUAUGGAGAAGAAACUGGGGUAGCAAGCAAGACCAAAAAGGCUGCAGGUACUCUUCAUACUCGAAGGUCCAAGAGCAUUGAUCUAGCUUCCUACGAUCCUGAGCUUGAACGAACACUUCAAAAGCUUCAGAGAAAAAUCAAGCAGAAGCGUGCAUCGGUUGUGGUGGCUCCAAAACAGCAGUCGAGGAUGCAAAAGAGGACUAGAAAAGAUACAAAUGAGCAAGGGGAGAUACAAACCAAAAAUCUUGAGCAAGAUGAGGUUUCAACAGAAACUGAAAAGUCUCCUAAAGCUACAGAAUUGAACAAAAAAGAUUCUGAUAAAAUGCCCAAGUAUGCAAAGUUCCUUAAAGACCAUUUUACAAACAAGAGGAGAUUCAAUAAUCAAGAAAUUGUGGCAUUAAGUGAGGAAGUAGCAGUUGUUUUACAGAGAAAGCUGCCACCAAAGUUGAAAGAUGCCGGUAGCUUUACCAUUCCAUGUAUAAUUGGAGGGAAAGAGUUUGGAUUUUGUGAUUUGGGGGCAUCCAUUGAUUUGGUGCCAUAUUCAAUGUAUGAAUCAUUGAACCUUGGACACUUGAAGGAAACAAAGCUAGUAAUCCAGUUGGCAAAUCGUUCAAAUAGAUAUCCCAAAGGCUUUUUCGAGGAUGUACUUGUGCAAUUGAAUGAGCUCAUUUUUUCCACUAACUUUUUUGUUCUUGAGAUGGAACAUGACCCUAUGCCUACUGCACUUCCUCUUAUAUUGGGAAGACCAUUCCUUAGAACGGUGCGUGCAAAGAUUGAUGUCUACGAUGGUACCUUAACCAUGGAAAUUGAUGGAGAAAGCGUCAAGUUUAGAAUCUUCAAUGCUAUGAGGUACCCUAGUGAUUUUGAAUCUUGUUUGUCUAUUGAUGUGUUUGACGAUUUUGUGCAGGAUUGUUUUAAUGAAGGUGUGGGACAAGAUAAUUUAAAGAAGGUGUUAGUGCAUAGAACAUGGAAUGCUUAA
Pyrus x bretschneideri (Chinese white pear) is the source of this 999-nucleotide messenger RNA. RefSeq lists its product as uncharacterized. The transcript has 5 exons. Bases 1 to 999 code for a protein of 332 amino acids. The record is from RefSeq and is a predicted model, not a curated record. NCBI's taxonomy places the organism in Eukaryota, Viridiplantae, Streptophyta, Magnoliopsida, Rosales, Rosaceae.